CCGUGAGACGAUCAAGACCGUGCCAUUCUCUUUAGUGUUUGCCGUGUCCUCCCAAUGUUCGCCUCCUUGCCUCCCGCAUUUUGAAUACAAAUUAACAGACACUGACUCUUGAAGCUGAACGUAAAACCAAACAAACCCCAUUAAGCCAUAUUUUAUUAUGGAUUAACAAAAAAAAAACGAAGAAAAGUAGCGAAGAGACUCUUCUCCAGGCCAAGCUUUUAUCCUGACCUCUUCAGUCCUCGGUCACUCCCACACUGUAAAUCACUAAUCUUGACUUCAACCUUCAACAAUACAAGAGCAAUGAGGAUGUCUCAGCUUCAGUUUCAGUGUCCUGUUAGUUCCAUGCCUGCUGCUUCUGCCCCCCUUCAGCUGGGACAGCCGCAGCCUGGCUACAGCAUCCCCUGUGCUACGGGCGCCCUACCAUCGGAGAGUGCCAGUCAGCCCAUCAGGAGCUCCGCCCUCCCUGCGGGCUCUGCCACUCCUUAUAAUACCACCACAGUAAACAUGGCAAACCCUAAAGAGAAGACCCCCAUGUGCUUGGUGAAUGAGUUAGCUCGUUUCAACAAGCUCCAACCUGAAUAUAAGCUGCUUUCUGAGCAAGGGCCAGCACACUCCAAGAUUUUCUCAGUGAGGUUGACGCUGGGAGAUCAACACUGGGAGGCGGAGGGGACCAGUAUCAAGAAAGCCCAGCAUUCCGCUGCUGCUUCUGCUCUUACUGAGACAACUCUUCCCAAACCCACCAUGAGGAUGCCGCGUAACACAGCUGAUGGCAUCACACACACCAUGGAGCUGAAUGCACUUUGCAUAAAGCUCGGUAAAAAACCCAUCUAUAAACCCAUCGACCCGUAUCCCGGGAUGAGACCGCCGAACUUCAACUACAACGUUCGUGCUCCGCCUUACCAGCGCUCUAUGCAACAGUACUACUAUCCAUUUACCCCGGUAGGACCGAUGAUUUAUCACAUGGAGCUCUCCAUCGGGGGUCAGCAGUACGUUGGAAAGGGGCGUACACGGCAGAUGGCCAAACACGAUGCUGCUGCCAAAGCGCUGAAAGUCCUGCAGAAGGAGCCCAUGCUGCAGCAGUGUCCAGAGGUGAAUGGAGAAUCCGAGGAUGAGAACCUAAACAAAUCAGAAAUUAGCCAAGUUUUUGAAAUUGCCCUCAAACGAAACUUACCUGUCAUCUUUGAGGUUUUAAAAGAGGAGGGCCCUCCACACAUGAAGAAUUUUGUCGUGAGCGUUUCAGUCGGAGAGUUCUCGGGAAACGGCGAGGGGAAGAGUAAAAAGAUCGCCAAGAAGCUGGCGGCAGCGGCGGUGCUGUGUGAGCUGAAGAGGCUCCCCCACAUACCGAGUGUGGAAAGGAAGCUGCCACGCAUCAAAAAGAAAACCAAAUCUAUCAUCAAGCUGCAGACCAGCCCCGAGUAUGGCCAGGGGAUGAAUCCCAUCAGCCGCCUGGCUCAGAUCCAGCAGGCCAAGAAGGAGAAGGAGCCUGAGUACACUCUGGUUACAGAGAGAGGUCUGCCACGGCGCCGGGAGUUUGUCAUGCAGGUGACUGUGUGUGGCCAGUCUGCAGAGGGAAUGGGACCGAGUAAGAAGGUGGCCAAGAGGAACGCAGCUGAGAAAAUGCUGGAACUCUUGGGAUACAAAGUGCCUCAGCCUCAGCCUCCCAAACCGGCUCUGAAAACGGAAGAAAAGACCCCCGUGAAAAAACCUGGCGAUGGGCGUAAAGUGACCUUCUUUGUGGAGGAGGUGGCGUUAGCUCCUAAAGAGGAGGAUUUCCGCCUGCCUUACCUCAGCCACCAGCAGCUGCCUGCGGGCAUCCUGCCCAUGGUGCCUGAGGUGGCCCAGGCAGUUGGAGCCUGCCAGGGACCCCAGGUCAAGGACUACAGCCGAGUUGUGCCCAACCCGGGCAAGGCCACCAUCACUGCCAUGAUUGCCAACGAGCUGCUUUAUGCUGGAGUGUCAUCGACUGCUGAGACUAUCCUAAAGAACAAAAACAGCCUGAGCCAGCUGCCCCACGGCCCCCUCACGAGGCCGUCGGAGCAGCUCGGCUACCUGGCGUCCGUGCAGGGCCUGCUGGUGGAAUACAAAGACUUCCCCAAAAACAACAAGAAUGAGUUUGUGUCGCUGAUUAACUGUUCCUCCCAGCCUCCUCUCAUCAGUCACGGGAUUGGGAAAGACGUAGAAUCCUGUCAUGAUAAGGCUGCACUGAAUAUAUUAAAGAUACUCGCUGAGUUGGACCAGCAGCCAAAUGAAAGGACAGAAAAUGGACCAGCCUCGGGAUGUGGAAAACAGGAGCUGGAAGGCGACUUGCACCUGAAACAGGCUAACUCAAGCACAUUGGCACAGACGCUGGAUAGCAAAGCUUAGCUGGGGUUUGGUUGCCUGUCAAAGAGAAAACUCACUGUGUUCUACAGAUGCUUGGAAAAGCCCUAAUCUAUCACUGCUCUUAUCGAUUGUUACAAAGUUUUCACAGUUAAACAAGAUUGAUAGGAAAAAAUAGACUUCUUCUCCUUGAUGUUGUUUAAUUGUACACAUUGUUAUUUUUUUUAUUUGCUCUAUAGAGAAAGUAGCUGCAUCCUAGCCAAUCAUUUUGGAGGUGUAUUUGAUUUGAAAUAGGAGUAACUGUGAACUUCCUUUGGUUUUAAAUGUCUGUGUUUUAUCCCCACUGAAGUAGUUUAAGUUUCAGGCCUUGUUUUCAUUUUUGUCUAGGAUGCAGUUGCUGUUGAUUUUCCUAUAGUGCUUUAUGGCCCUUUGUGUUAAUGUGUUGUAAUUUAAUGCCACAUUCUCCAUCCUCAUGAAGCUACAAUAAAGUUUUGUGCUAAAAGCAUAUGUAACCCA
Nothobranchius furzeri (turquoise killifish) is the source of this 2835-nucleotide messenger RNA. It is a transcript of the gene stau1, whose product is annotated as staufen double-stranded RNA binding protein 1. Gene Ontology annotation, biological process: intracellular mRNA localization; anterograde dendritic transport of messenger ribonucleoprotein complex; protein localization to synapse. The record is from RefSeq and is a predicted model, not a curated record. Gene Ontology annotation, cellular component: neuron projection; neuronal cell body; cytoplasmic stress granule. Lineage: Eukaryota; Metazoa; Chordata; Actinopteri; Cyprinodontiformes; Nothobranchiidae. Gene Ontology annotation, molecular function: double-stranded RNA binding; mRNA binding.